GCCGGUGCCCCCCUGUCCAGCCGUCCCCCUGUCCUGCCAGGGGGUGUCCUGAGCUGGCUCCAGAGCUGAAUGACCCCCCCCUUCCUCAACUGGUCCUCAGUAUAAAUCCCCAGGAGUGACCCCCAGACACAAGCCGGGAACCUUCCUUGCUGGAACCAUGCAGCUCCUGGCCUGGCUGACCUGUCUCUCCGGCCUCCUGGGUGCCGGAGUGGCCGGCCGAAACCUGCCAGCCGAGCGAGGUUGUUGCAAGAGACAAAGCCGCCUGGUCUUCCUCGGACACGAUCUUUCGGGCAGCCCCGUGAGCGUUGAUGUGGGGCUGUGCAGGAGCCUGCGUGGCAGGGGGAAAUCCUCCCCUUCAGGAUGUCCAGGUCUUCCCAGAGAGCUUUCCCUGUUGAACUUCCACCAGACCCUCAAGGAGAGGCCCUCGCAGUGGCCAGCCAGGCCCAGGGGAGACCCCCACUCCGAAGGCUGCUGCCCACCCGGCUCCCGCUGCGAGCCCAGCCGCCUCCUGGUGCAGGACCGCUGGCUUCGGGACGGCCCUCGGCAGGUGGAAGUGGUGGACGGCUGCCAGUGCAAUGCCAGGCCAGACGAAUGCCUCCGGUCACCAGCCCUGAAGACCUUCUUUCCCGACUCCCCUCUGGAGCAGACCCUGGACGUGGGCAGGUGUGCCGGCCCCCCACCCGCCCCAGGUGGGUCCUUCUGCGUGCCAACGGCGUUCGACUCGGUCCUCCUGCAGGGCCCCAACGGGAAGCGCCUGGUCCAGAUGCUGGGGGGCUGCCAGGGCCAAGGGGCCUCUUGCUACCGGGUGCCCCACUGGGAACAUUACUCGGAGGUGGUGCUGAACGCCGAAGGGAGGAAGAGAGAGCAACGGAAGGUCUGUUCUUCCUCUGUGCCUCCCCGUUGCCCCCUGCCCCAGUUUUCCCCCAAGGGGAGCCAGGGGGGGGUGAGAGCCGCUGCCAGUCACUGCAUCCCUCAUGGCUACGAGACCAAGACUUUCCAAAGCCGGACUGGGGAGCUACGCACCAUUUUUGUCAUCCGGACGUGCAAAUGUGGACCCAAACGCUCAGGAGCCGCCAGGCUGCCUCACCUGUGGAGCCGAAAGAAUUGAAGGGAGCAGCCGCGGCCUGCUCCUCCCUCCCAAGAGUGCCUGUACCACCCUGGAAAGAGAGAGAGAGACGGUGUAUAAAUAAAAUUUAUGCAGAACGGGAGGGCCCAGCUGGUGGGUUUUGCCUCCCGGACACAAUCAUAUCACGGAGCAAAAGUUCCAGGGGGAUUUUGCUUGCAACUCCAGCCGGGCUGCGUUUCCUCCUUGGGGGGCUGCAAAGACCGAGGCUGGGGCAGGCUGCCUUUUGCUCUGUCCCGAAGUGCGAUUGUCCUUCACGGGGUAACCCAAAUCUAGCUCUAUUCACACAACCUCUUCCUCCAGGUUUAAUCCAGGGCCGAUGGCUGAAUUUGCACAGCAAUCCAAAUUGGGCUAAUUCUAACCAAAGGGGGCCAGAACAUCACGAUGGCAGCCCAGAAUGCAUCAUCGAAGCCCCCUGACCCAUAUAUACAUUGCCUGGUGUGGGGUCUCUUCGGUUUUGGGGAGCCUGAGAUUUGAUAAACCUUUGGGCUGAAGGCUGGACUGGGGAUGGCUGCCUGCAGCAAAAUUAAACAUGGGCAGCCUCAAGACACCCCCAAGUUUUAUUUCUUAUUUCUCAUUAAAC
This is a messenger RNA of Pantherophis guttatus, 1706 nucleotides long. NCBI's taxonomy places the organism in Eukaryota, Metazoa, Chordata, Lepidosauria, Squamata, Colubridae. The record is from RefSeq and is a predicted model, not a curated record.